Molecule: messenger RNA, 1211 nt
Organism: Camponotus floridanus (Florida carpenter ant)
Lineage: Eukaryota; Metazoa; Arthropoda; Insecta; Hymenoptera; Formicidae
Product: odorant receptor 43a
Exons: 6
Coding region: 95-1162 (355 amino acids)
Biological process (GO): sensory perception of smell; detection of chemical stimulus involved in sensory perception of smell
Cellular component (GO): plasma membrane
Molecular function (GO): olfactory receptor activity; odorant binding
Source: RefSeq, a predicted model, not a curated record
GGCAACUAAACUAAAUCGCUUUGCACUGAAUAUCGUCGGUUUAUGGCCAAAAGUUGACGAAAAUGCCUGCGACAGAUUUUUAUCGGAUUUGCGCAUGAUAUUCUCUGUCCUUUUGAUCCUUUUCGUUGGUAUAAUUCCUGCGAUAUAUUCGCUCAUGAGAACCUGGGAUGACAUGAUGGCAAUAAUCGACAAUCUGCAAUUCACCUUGCCGUUAUUGAUAGCGAUAAUAAAGCUAGUGGUUGUAUGGUGGAAGAAAAUUGAUCUUACACUAGCGUUGAACAUGAUCGCCGACGAUUGGUUAAAGGCCAAAAGCAAAAAAGAGCAGGACGUGAUGAUAAAAUGCUCACGGAUCGCGCGAACUAUCCUCAUCUUCGGAUAUAUUUUCAUGGUCCUAGGAUUAAACUUAAUCGUGUUUCUACCUUGUUUCGGAACAUCGCUGAGAUACAUAACGAACAUCACCGAUCCGGUUAAGAUCCUGCCGCUGCCGACGUAUUACUUCUAUGACAAGGAUCAGAGUCCGUUUUACGAGCUCACGUUCAUGGCUCAAGUUCUGCUACUCAUUGUGGCAUCUGUAUCUUACAUCAGCGUAGAUAAUCUACUUGGAUUAUUAGUAUUCCAUUUAUGCGGUCAAAUGGAAAAUUUGAAAGAACGACUGAUCAACAUGAGGCAAUAUAAAACUUUUUACGACGGUCUUACUUUCAUCGUCCAAGAUCACAUACGGCUAAUCAAAUAUUUCGUUAUUAUUGAGGAUACAUUCACUUUAUUGCUAUUCGGAUUGCUGCUUUAUCUCGGCACUAUAUUCUGUCUAUACGGAUUUUUACUCGUCACGGUACUUACGGAAAAAAAAGAAAUGUCAAUGAUACGUUUGAUAUAUUUAAUAGCUGCAAUGUUAAGUAUUUGCGGCCAUAUGUGUCUGCAUUGCAUAGUAGGCGAGAUUCUGAUAACACAAUGUGAAGGAAUAUAUGACGCAGCGUAUGAUUAUGAAUGGUAUACUUUGGAGCCAAAAAAGGCGAGAACUUUAAUUCUGAUAAUGAUACGGACCAACAAGCCCCUGUAUAUUACAGCCGGAAAAAUAUUUCCUAUGACAUUGUCGAUGUUUUGCAACUUACUAAAAACUUCAAGCGGCUAUGUAUCGGUUCUACUCGCCAGACACAGUUUAUAAAAUUAAUCUCAGAGUUUGUCAGGAAGGAGCAUCAUUCAACGAAAUACAA